Yamadazyma jaroonii is the source of this 1389-nucleotide messenger RNA. The record is from the annotation of a GenBank genome assembly. Lineage: Eukaryota; Fungi; Ascomycota; Pichiomycetes; Serinales; Debaryomycetaceae.
AUGAGUGAUGAUCUAUCUUCAGGUAAACGAACUAGAGCUUCGGGUGAAGUUUUGGAUUACCUUUUAAAAGAAUUUGAAAAUAACCAUAAUCCAAGUCCUGAGCAAAGAAAAGAGAUAAGUGACAAAACAAAUAUGACAGAGAAAGCUGUUAGAAUUUGGUUUCAAAAUAGAAGAGCUAAAGUAAGGAAAUCUGAAAGGAUGGGAAGAUCAUCAGUAAAUAAUAACGUUCACUCAAGAUCAAGUAGUCUAAUAAGGGAUGGUAAAAACUAUGAAUAUCCUAGUAAUUUUGACAUAAAUGAAAAAUAUUGUUUCAUUGAUUGUUCUUCAUUAUCAGUUGGAAGUUGGCAAAGAGUUAAAUCAGGUUAUAUUGAAGAUGAUAAAUUAAGAAAUGAAUUAAUUAAUCUUUCACCAUUUACUUUAGUUAAAGUUAUGGAAACGGUUGAUUUAUUGGUGAUUUUACUGAAGAAAAACCUUGAAAUUAAUUAUUUCUUUUCAGCAGUUUCAAAUAAUUCUAAAAUUUUAUUCAGAAUAUUUUAUCCAUUGACUAAUAUUUUAACUUGUUCAUUACUUGACAAUAAUAUUGAUAAAGAAAAUAGUGAAUUAAGAGUUAGUUUAUCACAUCAACCAAAAUUUUCCGUUAAUUUUUUUAAUGGAGAAUUACGUAGUUCUAAUCAAUGGUCAAUUUGUGAUGAUUUUAGUGAAGGUCAACAAGUUAGUUCAGCUCAUUCUGAUGGUGGAACUUCAAUACCUCAUGUUUUAGUAGGUAUCCAACAAUCCAUAUGUGCAUUAAAUGAUUUCAUUCUUGAAAAAAUUCAACAACAUCAAAGUGAUUAUAUGGUAAAUGAUAAUAUUUCCAAAUUUAAUGUUACCCCUGAUAUUAAUGAUCAUAUAGUUGAUUCAAAUUAUAAUAGUGAUGAAGAUAUGGAUAAUUUACCUUUAGAUAAUCAUAAUCAUGAACUUGAACUCGAUGAUCAUUUACCAAACUUGGGUGAUACAACUAUUUGGAAUGAACAUCCUCAUUUAAAUAAUCAAUUAUCACCAAUUGGUCAAUUCAAUUCCGAUACUUCUCCAACUUCAUUGAGUAGUGAUAAAAUGCAAAAGAAGAAUGAAUUACAACCAAAUUUCCAUUAUAAUGAAAUGUUUUCUGCUAACACACCUGAUUUCCUCAAUUCAUCCCAUACACCAAAUAUUGUUCAAACUAUUGAAAAUGACCCUCAGGAGAAUAUCGAACAAAGUCCUUAUAUACCUCCAACAGACAAUUAUGAUGGGAUCACUCAAGAUCAAUUUGAUUUCCCCGUGGUCAAUGAAUAUUCUGGUCUGGAUCAAUCAGUAAGAUCUCCUAAUGGCCAUGUUGAUAGUUUUAUUGAUUAUAACAAUGGUUAUCCUUAA